CACAAGAUGGGUCAUGCACAAGAUUUUAGUCAGACCAAGCUAUAACAUUAUAUAUUUACUACGACAAUGGUCAUGGAAGUAAAAAUAUGGGCUAAUAACGUAGCCUUUGACCGAUUCCCGUGAAACGCGUUGUGGAGUAACGGUUGGUUGUUGGGCCGAGUUCCUCCUUUAGGAAAGAAUCAGUAACUGGUUAGCACCUUCUUAGCCUAUAGGCUACAUUUUGUCAAACUUUUGUGCCACAGUUGGAUGUGCAUUAUCCUUUACAUUCUAAGCCUAUAUAUGGCCAGUUUCUCAAAGCAGCCACGCCGUGUAUGUGGGUUGACUAACAGUUGGGUGUCCAUGCACCUGUUAAGCUCAGCUGUGGACCCUCCUAUGAGUUCACACCGUGGUGCUGCAUAGCUCAGUCUGCUGCAGGCCUAGGGACACACACACACACACACACACACACACACCACAACAGCUGAUCUACACAAGCACACUCACAACCAAAGCACACCUGCUUCUGCUCGUUGUAAUGGUUAUUAUGGUUGUAGCCUCAUAGUUGGUGGUUUAGUAAAGAUAAAGCAGUAGGUUUUUGGUGUUUCAGAAUUCACUUGGCCAUAGUGUAGACCUAGUCAGUGUAUUGUCUAUGCUAGCUCAAUUAGCCUACGAUAAAGCUCUUUGACUCCCCAGAAAUGUUGUUGAAGGUUGACUAGGCUAGAUAGCAGACUGGAUAUGCCUGGGUAGCCUGUGUGUUGUCCCUGUUAUCAUUCAGCACAAGGGUGCUCCUCAGUCCUGUUUCCUCGUGACUCUCCAUGCUCUCUAAUUGAGUUUUCCUCAACAUGCGGAUGAACAACCACGAGAUUCUUGGCCAGUCCAUGAUCGAGUCGGGUAGUGAGUUUGGACCUGGAACAGCCUAUGGAAACGCUCUUAUUAAAUGUGGCGAGAAGGAGAAGCAAAUCGGAGGAGCGGAGAGAGAGUUCAUCCAGAGCUCUGCCAUUAACUUCCUCACGCCGUUCAGGAACUUUCUAGAAGGAGACUUCAAAACCAUCCUGGAUCAGCAGGACCUGCUGAUGACCCAGAGUGAGUUUGACAGACAGGCUGAGAUCACCAGGCUGCUUCUGGAGGGGGUCAACAGCACACACACGUCAUCAUGGUGAGCAGUGUCCCAGGCAUGGACUCUGAUUGGCUGAUGGGCGAGCGGGGGACCCAGAAGGGAAAAUUACCCAUUC
Coregonus clupeaformis (lake whitefish) is the source of this 1211-nucleotide messenger RNA. RefSeq names its product endophilin-B1-like. Lineage: Eukaryota; Metazoa; Chordata; Actinopteri; Salmoniformes; Salmonidae. Gene Ontology annotation, molecular function: protein binding. The transcript has 4 exons. Gene Ontology annotation, cellular component: cytoplasm. The coding region runs from base 822 to 1139 and encodes 105 amino acids. The record is from RefSeq and is a predicted model, not a curated record.